Molecule: messenger RNA, 1347 nt
Organism: Suillus clintonianus
Lineage: Eukaryota; Fungi; Basidiomycota; Agaricomycetes; Boletales; Suillaceae
Exons: 7
Coding region: 1-1233 (410 amino acids)
Molecular function (GO): histone deacetylase activity
Source: RefSeq, a predicted model, not a curated record
AUGGACUCCCAUGUCGAAUUUAGCACUGGAUUGCAUGCUAAGCCCGUGGCCUACAUCUUCUCAGAAGACCUUGUGAAAAUAUCUUCACGUUUACCUUCCAAUAGAAACCGUUCUCUCCUCGUCUAUUCGCUCGUUCACGCAUAUGGACUUCUGACAGCAUGCCGCACUGGUCAAGCGCCCCAACGAUUUUUGGUUGUGCGACCGCGGCCUGCUGGCGAGAAGGAGCUACUGGCUUACCAUACUCAUGAUUAUCUCGAAUACGCCAUGGCUCAAUCAAGUGACGCGCAGAACCUACCGGAAGCUUCAGAGUUUGGACUUGAAGACGACUGCCCCAUGUUUUAUGGAAUCAAAGACUACAUCACACAAGUCGCAGGAGCCACCUUGACCGGAGCAGCUGUCCUUAAAAACAAUGUUUCGGAUGUAGCCAUCUGCUGGGAUGGCGGCAGACAUCACGCCAAAAAAUCACAGGCUUCGGGCUUUUGUUAUGUAGCUGAUUGCGUUCUCGCCAUCCUGUUCCUCAAACGAACAAUACCUUCUGCUCCUCUAAUGAAGAAACCACGCGUGAUGUAUCUCGACCUCGACCUUCAUUUUUCAGAUGCAGUGUCACAAGCUUUUCACAAAUCUGGUUCUACGAUUACCUCUCAAGUUCUUACGCUAUCUAUCCAUCAUGCAGCUCCAGGCUUCUUCCCUGUUUCCCCCCUCGCUUCCCUUCCGGACGUCGAUGAUCCGGCCUUCAAUCCCUUCACUUUAUCAGUGCCACUGAAAGCUGGUGCAUCUACCAAAACAUUCAUCCGCAUUUGGCCCAUCAUCGAACGUAUCAAAGAUAUUUUUCGGCCCGACUUCAUCCUAGUUCAGUGCGGCUUAGAUGGCCUAGCAGGUGAUCCCAUGGGAACCUUCAACUGGUCCUUGGGUGGCGAAGGCUCGCUCGGUUGGUGCAUACAUCGCAUCGUUCACGAAUGGCAAGGAAAGAAAUUGUUACUCGGUGGAGGUGGUUAUAAUACGCCCAACGCUGCGCGAGCUUGGACAUAUCUCACCUCUGUGGCAGGCGGAAUUCCACUCUCCCUGGACGCUGAUAUCCCCGAGUAUUCUGGUUACCUCCACUUCAAGCCAUCGUUUACGUUGGAUGUACCCGCUGGUAACAUGCAAGAUCAGAACACAGAGGAAUAUUUCCAGACGAUAGAAGCCACGUAUGAACGUACACUGUCAGUAUUGCACUCGCGGAUGGUUACUUAGCAUGCAUUAGACACAUUGCAAUGAGCACAACAACAUGCACUUCCUUCUCUCCAGAGCGGCAGGGCUGGCUUUCAAAACCGCCCCCGAUCCACGGGUUAAUCUUGAAUCUCGUUU